CAACAGGACAACAGCAGGGUCUGUGUUCGCUGCCAGAAGGGCCUGGGCUUCAUUUUUGACAGGGGAGACCUGUGCCAGAGCUGCAAACUGCGGGUGUGCAGCACGUGCCGUGUGCUGGGAGCUGAGGGGCACUGGAAGUGCUCGGUGUGUGCCAAGAUUGCAGAGCUACGGAUAGUGACAGGAGAAUGGUUUUUUGAAGAGAGAGCAAAGCGUUUCAAACAAUCAAAUCUUGGAACUGAUGUUGUCAGACAGUCCAUCCUUCACAAAUUCCCAGACACAGUUUCCAACACAGAUGAUGAAAGAACAUUCAAAGAUCAACCCCAAGAGAAUGAAGAAAAAAAGCCAGAUGUACCAGUCUGCUCCACAAAUGGGCACAAAUCUGUCUUUGGCAGAACUAGAAAGAUUGGGAGGGUUAUCAGGGCAGUUACCAAAGGAGAAAUUCCAUAUGGAAAGGAUGAAGGUGAAAGGAGCACAGGCUCAGAGGCUGAAAGCCCAGCUCUGCGUGGAGGCAAAUCAGCUCCGUGCUCCGAGAGAGGGAGCACGCUUUCCCUGGGCAGCAGCAGUGCAGGGGCUGCUGCAGGACAUGCAAGGGGCAGAGGCAGCGCUGCCAAGGCUUCCCUGCCACGCUUUCCCCAGCGCAGCAUGACCACGGAUUGCAGCGGGGACACAGGCUUGGAAAACGACAUGAUUAUUCCAGCAAGUGAAAGUGUACCUGAAGAUUUAGUAAAGAAGAACUGCAGGAAACCUUCUGGAACACCUUCCAUUGCAGUUUCUAGGAUAUCUUUGUCAUCAGACCGUAGCAGAUCUGAGAUAGAUUUGAGUGAAUCUUUCUCUGAAGGAAAUGAAGAUACCCUGAGCAUAAGAAGCAAAUCUGUACCUAGUGCCUUAGAUCAGGAAUUGGGCUAUCUGGAUGAAACGGAAGAAGAUAUUGAUGACAUAGUGGCCUCUUGUUAUCCAAGAAAGCAUGAACAUAUGACAAGUGGAUUAUCAACAAACUCCCCAGAAGGUUCUGACAGAAAAUGGACAUAUUUAAAUGUUCCCGAAGCAGAUGGUGAUACUACGAGCAUAAACAGCAUGGUGAGUGUUUACAGUGAAACAGGUGACUAUGGCAACGUGAAGGUCAGCGGGGAAAUCCUCCUCAAUAUCAGCUACAUCUACAAAACAGGAGCCCUCAACAUCCUGGUGAGGAGCUGCAGGAACCUGGCCAUUGCAGACGAGAGGAAGCAAAGGACCGACCCAUAUGUCAAAGCCUACCUUCUGCCUGAUAAGUCCCGCCAAAGUAAGCGGAAGACCAAAAUUAAAAGUAACAGCACCAACCCAGAAUUUAAUGAGAUACUGAAGUAUGUCAUCAGUCACUCACAGCUGGAAACCAGGACACUGCAGGUUUCUGUCUGGCACUAUGACAGAUUUGGACGCAACAGCUUCCUUGGGGAAGUGGAAAUUCCAUUCGAUUCCUGGAACUUUGAAAAUCAGGGUGAUGAGUGGUUUGUGCUCCAGCCCAAGGUGGAGGCUGUGACAGAUUUUGGGCUUCAAUACAAAGGAGAACUGACAGUAGUUUUACGUUAUAUUCCCCCAGACAGAAACCUAAUGCUUCCUCUGGGGCAGUUUCAAGGAAAGAGAGGCUUCAAAAAAGGAAAGAAAGGAGAUUCUCAUCUGCCAUCUGGAGGCAUAUUAGAAGUCCUCAUCAAAGAAGCAAAGAAUUUAACAGCAGUGAAAUCAGGAGGCACAUCUGAUACUUUUGUUAAAGGAUACCUGCUCCCAGACGACAGCAAAGCUACAAAACACAAGACUCCCAUAGUAAAAAGGAGCGUGAACCCCCAGUGGAAUCACACCUUUGCCUUCAGUGGCUUGAAUUCAGGGGACAUACGGAAUGUCUGCCUGGAACUGACUGUGUGGGACAAGGAGUCGCUUUCCAGUAAUAUUUUUUUGGGAGGUGUCCGCUUGAGCACUGGAAAUGGUGUAAGCAAUGGCAAGGAGGUUGACUGGAUGGACUCUCAAGGGGAAGAGCAGCACCUCUGGCAGAAGAUGAUUGACAGUCCAGGAGCUGCAGUGGAAGGGGUGUUAAUGCUGAGAUCCAGCAUGGGGAAACGCAGAUUCUGAAAGACUUUAACUCCUGGGGGUGCCACAGGUACUCCUGGCUUCAGGGGUGUCCAGGCUCUUGUCACUUUGCCCAUGUGAACAUGAGAAGGGUUGUACCCUUUGCCUUGGAUAUUAAGGCUCUGAGUGAGAUUUUAAUGCAUUCCGCACUUUCAUGCACACAUUCUUUACCCAGGCUUCUUGUGUGAAUUGUUUCUCCUGAAGCCAGUGAGAACUGGAGCUUGCACAGAGAUCAGACUGGCUUUCUCUGUCCCCUCUGGUGGCUGGUGUGCAGCUGAUGAGCACUCUGCCUGAGGGCUGCUCAGAGUGAGCAAAUUCUCUCGCUGGUCAUUUAGUGAGUAAUGCCAGGUUUAUGAAUCUCCUUCUGGCUCAGGGAUGGCCCAGAAGGCAGCAGUGGCACACAAUAGGCAGAUUCAGAGUCAGUCUGUGCUUUGGUGUUUCUAAGUUAAGAAGCCAUAAUGUUAUGAAGGACAACAAACAGUGUUCCUUCAUCGUGUUUGCUUGUUGGGCUGUGCAGAAGGCUUGGGACCAAAGGCCACCCAAGCAGGGCCAAUGCAGAGUGUUGCAUUGCCCUAGAAACAGGCAGCAGUGAGCUGGGCAGAGUGGGCAGGGCUGGUGUCCUGGCAUCCUCUGGGUAUUUUAAUGCACGUGUAGAAAAGGGAGACUUGGUCCAAUGUAAAUCAAAGAGCCUCCGAUGAAAAUAAAUCAUAACAAAUCCUCAAAGAGUUUCCAGAACUACGUGAUGCUACUGUGUUUGUCAUGCAGUUGACAGCUCUAGCCAAGACCUUCUGAUGUCAUUGAACAGAGGGAAUAUGUCCACAUGCUAGUCUCCAUCUGUGUUGCUGAGAUGAGACACAUGCCAGGUUUGGACAGCUAAAACUUGAUUCAACAGAUUGUAUAGAACAGAAUGGGAUUAAAGCACAUGCCAAAAUGAUUUGCAUAACUGUAAAAUCUCCUCUGAAUGGGCUGGGGUCCCAUUCAGGCCCAUGCACAUUAUUUAUAAUUCAAGUAGGACAUUUUUUGUCCUGAAUAUCCCCCAGUGGAUUUAAUGGUGAGCAGGUCUUGGCCAAUACAGUCAUUAAUCUUAUUAACCAUGACAAUUGUUCAACAGUAAUUUUGUGAUUCAUCAAAGUGUAAGACAAAGGAAGAUCAGGAAACUGAGUGAACAGCAUUUCUUCUGAACUUUCCACAAUUAGAACACAACUUUAUAUUUGCACUGGUAAAUUACUUUAUAGCUAUCCCUACAUUUUUUCCCCCCAAAGUUUAUUGCAAUAAAUCUAUACUGAACAACAGAGUAUAAUCUGAUAGCUAAGCAAAUACAGCUGGAGAUUUUGGCAUCUGUAGUUGUCAUAGUGUACAAUUAAGUACAAGUAUUUAGAGCUGAAUUCAAAACCUUAAAAUGUAACAUUAAUUCUUCUCUUUUUAAGAUAUUUUAUGCUGUUUUUUGUUGGAGUGGCUGAAAACUGCAGGGAAGUUUACAGCCAAUCUUUUAAAAUCAUAAUAUUAUUGAAUAAAAAAAAAAUAUUUAUUCAUGUUGAAAACAGCAGUUUUAAUAAAUUUUUUUGUUUCAUUAUGCAUAAGUUAUUUCAAAAUUCUGAUAUGACUUUUAAAAGUCACUGGAGGUACUGCUUGCCCAGUUGGAGACUCACCAUUUUCAGCAAUUACCAAGUCAUCUUUGAAAAUGAUAAUUCUCCUACAGAAUCUCAAAUUGGGAACCAAAUGUCAGUGGUUACUCAAGAAAACUGACUUCAUUUUCCUUCUUUAUCUUUUCUUCAUUUUCUUCUGAAGUUCAGCUCAAAUUGGGCAGUGAGGGAAGUCUAGUCUGGUUUUAGCUUUUAAUUUUUCCAACCUAAAUGAUUCUGUCAUUCUACAAUUCUGUGCUGCAGAUGCUGUGAGCUGAUAAAUUAGAGCACAAAUAUCAAGCACACAACAUUUUAUGACCUUGUUCUUAUCACCAUAGUCUGUCUUUAAUAUCAGAUUAUUUUUUAUCAGUAUCUUCUAAAGUGACCAAACCUAACUUUUGACACCUAAACUACCUCUCUUUUUAACAGAAUUGUUUUGAGUUGUCUUGGUUGUUUGUACUACAAAUCUGAAUUUAUUUUGGAAAUAAUAAUAUUACAUUGACAUGUAGGCACAAACUUGUUUUUUUUUUUUCUUUUGCUAGAAGUUGUUUCAAAUGGAUAAACUUGUUGAAUGUAAAGAAAAUGGUUCUUCAAGAUAAAAUUCCAGCUUGAGUUGUAGAGGAAUAUUGGUCUGUUG
Vidua chalybeata is the source of this 4356-nucleotide messenger RNA. It is a transcript of the gene SYTL5, whose product is annotated as synaptotagmin like 5. The transcript is spliced from 16 exons. Gene Ontology annotation, cellular component: plasma membrane; exocytic vesicle. Gene Ontology annotation, molecular function: neurexin family protein binding; phospholipid binding. Gene Ontology annotation, biological process: exocytosis. Lineage: Eukaryota; Metazoa; Chordata; Aves; Passeriformes; Viduidae. The record is from RefSeq and is a predicted model, not a curated record. The coding region runs from base 643 to 2100 and encodes 485 amino acids.